Messenger RNA from Eriocheir sinensis (Chinese mitten crab), 7331 nucleotides. RefSeq names its product rootletin-like (gene corn). NCBI's taxonomy places the organism in Eukaryota, Metazoa, Arthropoda, Malacostraca, Decapoda, Varunidae. The transcript has 15 exons. The coding region runs from base 238 to 3918 and encodes 1226 amino acids. The record is from RefSeq and is a predicted model, not a curated record.
AGUUGCAUUUGAAUCGGCAGUCGUCUCGUGCUGUUUGACGGGUGUGUUGUGCCGCUAUAUAUAACUUUAAUACAGUGAGGUGAAUUUAUUUACUGACUAUACGUGACUUAAUCCUCCGUGGACUGGAUAAGACAGCUGCCCGAAAAACCCACAGGAGGAAGAUUUGGAAGUUAAGAGGACAAAAAUCGCUUCAACGAGGCCCUUCAGUGAGUCGCAGGGCAUGCUGGUCCCCGAGUGAUGUUGGGGGAGAGUGUGGUGGUCGUGGGGGGCGGGGGUGGUGCGCCCCUCCACAGGCCCCGAUCAGCUGACAACCUCUCCCGUCUUACCUCGGCCACGUCCCUCCCUGCCCUGGAUGACCUGGCGGAAUCUGAAGUGUUUGUGGGGGAUGAGGAAGAGGACCUGGAGGGUGGGGACUGCUACCUGCGGCACCACCUGCCCCCCUUAGACCCAUGCUCUCCCGGGGAGGUGACGCCUCCUGACCUGAUGUCGCCGCCCUGCCCUCCGUCGUCCACCAGCCUCGUGAUCGCCUACCAUGACGAGGCGCUGCGUCUUCCCCUCGAUGCUGUCAAGGAGGAGGUAGAGGCGGAGGCGUUGGAGGAGGCGAGCAUGAUCCUUUCUAGCGGCCCUGCGUCGCUGGGCCACGCCUCCCUGGGCCCGUGCUCCCUCACCUCCUCGAUGGUGUCCUCCGCCUCCCUUGAGGACACGCUCUCCUCCCGCACCGACACCUUCGACACUGUGGUGGCCGCUGCUCCCGCCCGCACCCCCUCCCCCCCACAGCCCCCCACCGCCACCCCCCCGCCCCUUCGUGCUGCGACCACGCGUCCCGGCAACAAGGACGCCGCACGUGUGGCCGCCACCCCUGCCCGCACCUCCCCCACCUCUCCGCGGGACUCCUCCGGCCGCAGUUCCCCAAGGACCUCCACAGACUCGCCUGGCACCCCUGAGAAGCGGCGCGGCGCAUCGGGCACCUCACCCCGCAGCGAUGUCAGCGCCACGAGCAGCCGUGGCAGCACGCCCAGGGGCACCCCACGCCCGUCGGCGGCAUCAUCCCGCACCGAGGACAAGAGAACGCCGCGGGGCACGCCACGUACCACUCAAGGUACCGCUGGGGACCGGCGUCCCUGUGCCCGUGCCCAGGAGGCGCGGAGAGAGACGCACGCCCACGCCCACGCUCGCACCAAAGCCCCGGAGCGGAACGACGAGGCGCGCAGCAGCACGCUGGGCCGCAAGAAGAAGCCUGAGGUUGAGGCCCGGCCUGGCGCCGCACCCCCUCGCAGGAAGGAAGUGGCGGCAGCCGCCCCAGCGGUACCAGCAGACAAGUACGGCAGUCUGGGGCGGCGGCGGCGAGUGAAGGACGCGGCCAAGGAUGAUGGUGGGCCCGCGGGCAAGGAGAGUGGCGGUGGGUUGACACGGGACAGCAAGAACACCCUGGACAUGUACGCCACACUGCCACGGCGCCGCGCGCGGGAGGUGAGUGCCCGCUGGCGGGAGCAGCUGGCGGCGGAGGAUGACGCGACGCGCCCCUCCCUCAGGCGCACAAAGUCCGUCGGGAAGAGCGAGUCGGCGACAGCAGGUGGUGCCACAGCAAGGGGCCGCGCCUCCAUCAUGACCACCAGCCUUCCACCCUCUGCCCUCAGGCCCCGCAGCCCCCGCACCAACAACCCCCCUGCCAGGACCACCUCCACCUCCACCUCCAACCUAGCCACCCGCAAGGAGAGGACCAUCAUCUGCAUGGAGGCCGCCAUCCAGACAGCACUGACAGGUGGAGAUGUGGCCAACGCCCUCAGGGCCAUGUCCCGACAGAACUCCUUAGGCACCGAGGAGUCGGAUGAGGCCCCAGAGGUGACCCGACCCCAUGUGGCCAUCGUGCGGGAGGAGUCCUGCCCUGAGGAGCUGCCCCCCUGCAGGAGUGUGGAAGUGCAGGUGGAGUUGGCGUGGAGGCUUGGCGAGGGGGAGCUGCCAGAGCAUGUGCGUCGUCUCACCGAGGAACACACACGCCUCCAGAACGAACACUCGCGGGCAAGGGUGCGUCUGGAGGAAAUGGAGGGUCUGCGGGAGGAGCUGCAGCGGCUGAAGGUGACCCUGGAGGAGGAGAGGUCUGAGAAGGAGGAGGUGCAGGGCGAGCUGGAUAGGACGUCUCAGAGGGUGAAGGACAUGCUCAUCUCCAUGGAAGGGGUGGAGCACGAGUUCAACAGCCGCGGGGACAGCCUGAUGGAGCUUGAGUCGCAGCUCCACCACUCAGCCGACAUGCACGUCCAGAUGCAGGAUCGCCUGAACAAGUUUGAGGAAUGCAACCUGAAGAUAAAGAGGGACCUGGACAAGAGUGUGGCUGCCCAGAAGACCCUCCUCCAACAAGUGCAGGACCUUGAGAAUGAGAGCCGAGAGAUGGCAGACUUCAUGGCCGAGGAGAAGAAUGCCCUGGCUGAGUGUCUGAGGGAGGCUGAGGCUGAGAUUCUACGUCUGAGGAGUGAGUGUCACCAGCUGUCUGCCAAGCUCAAGGAGAAGGAGGAGGAGGGGAGGCGGGUGGCGAGAGUGGCCGAGGACAGGAGAAACAAGUACAUGCAGUUACAAUCUGAUAUGAGCUCCAUGCAGUGCCGCACGAGGGACAUGAUGGUGUGUCAGGGAGCCGAGGUGUCCGGGGCAGCUGUCUCCCUCAACAAUGUGUCAUCUCGUCUCCGCUCCCUUAUCGCCAAGCUGGUCCAGGAUUACUCCAUCACUGAGGCUGACAUGGAGAUGAUAGUGACGCCCAGUGAGAGUGACAGCAGCGCAUCGUCCACCAACGGCACCCCAGAGCACAAGCCCAGCAUCAAGGGGGUGAUGCGACGCACACCCUCACCUCGCAAAACCGCCUCCUUCAUGACAGCUCUGCUCAGUGCCAUGCGAAUGGGACCCAGGCCAAGGAUAAGUGAUCUUGGAGGUGCCAUUUCCAGCAUAACUAAUGGGCCCAGUAAGGAGCUGCAGGUGACGGAAGGCCGCAACUCUCCUGAGGGAUCUGAGAGUCACGAGGUGGUGGAGGGCAGCGCCAUGUCCUCCUCCCUGACGGACCAGGUGACGGAGAUGGACGUCCUCCUUACACGCUUCCUCAAGGUCUGCUGUGUCCUCAAGAAUGAGUCUGACUUGCAGCUGAUGGAGACUGAGGAUGAUAAUGAGCGCCUCAGUAGUCAGAUGCGGUCCCAGCAGCAAGUUAUUGACCAGCAGCAUGCAGACUACGAGGCCAUGACCCGUGCUGAGGCUCGGGCCAAGAAGGAACUGGUGGCGGUUCAGCGGGAACUGGAUGUGGCCAACAAAAACCUCACCAAGUAUUACGAGGCGGAGUAUGAUCAUCAGGUUAUGAAACUACAGAAUGAGGUGGAGAAGCUUGGAGGCACUGUGAGGCACCUGGAGGCACUCAAUGAGGAGAAGGAAAGGCAGCUGGAAGAGGCACUCUCCCGCCUCUCCGCAGCCCAGGAGAGUGCCCCGGCCAACCACGUGUCUGAGUCAAGCCACUACAGGGAGGUGUCCAGCCUCAGCGACAAGGUCACUUCACUGCGCCAGAGUGUGAUGGAGCGAGAGAAGCAAAUCAUUGAGCUGAACGAGCGGCACUCCAAAGACCUUGCCAGUCUGAGGGAGGCCCAGGGGCAGGCCCAGCGCUCUGCCACACAUCACACCUCCACUGUGGACCACGUGCUGAAGACUCUGGAGGGGAUCCCAGAUGUUGUGUCCAGCUGCCCCGCCCUCAAGCAGCUGUUCAACUCGCUGGCAGCCACGGAGAAGUCCACACAGCAGCAGCAACAGAACGGCAACUUUAAUACUCAGAAUGGCUUUACUAACAACACCGUCAACAACAAGGACCUUAAUGCCAAUCCUCAGCCCGUCAUCAGUCCUAUUCUCAACAACAAGAGACUGAUCACCAACCAGUCUUCGGAGACCCACCUGUGAAUGGCCUAGAGGAGAUGGGCCCUGCAGUGCGUGUGUGUGUGUGUGCGUGUGUGAGCGAGUGCAUGCAUGUCUUGUGUAUGUGUCUUGUGUGAAUUUCCCUCGGCCAGCAGUGCAGUGAACAUGGAAUUUAACUUCUUAUAAAUUUUAAGAGGCACUUGUGAUGCAAAGUGUCGACACAAUCUCCAAUAAAUGGCACUGCUUCCUGGUGGAAUGCACACACCCUGUCAGUCUCAUUAUGUUUAUACUGCUGCAAAUUGUGAUUGUCAAAUCUCUCAGACAUGAACCUCUAGCAAACCCAAGGAGGGAGUCUGUGCCUGAGUGAUCAUUGUCAGUCAUAAUUUGCACAGAUAAAUCAACUAAGGACCUAUGGGUCUCUAGUUCUGCUUCACCAAACUCCCAAAGGUUUUAACCAACAGAUAGUCCACAGCAAGGCUUCCCCACGUCCACUACAGCUGGUCUAGUGAUAGUCUUUGCUCUCUUCAACACCAAAGCCCUUUUUAUUCUUUAGUAACUUAUAGCAAUGUGUAGAUGUGUAUAUUAUGAAGGGUAUAAGUAUAGACCCUGACUGAUCCUCACAAGUGAUGAGCGAUGCCUUACACAGAAACUGCUUUGGAUAUAUUUAAAUGCAGUGGUCCAUUAUAAGGAACUACAUCUUUAAUGUGUUAAAUCACUGUCAGUAUUGCUUAAAAAUUCAAAGCGUGACAGUUUUACAUGCUGUGAAUUCCUUGCUGUUUGAAGUUUAAAUUUCAGUCCUGUGUAUACUCGUGCAAAAGUCAAUAUCUUGUUAAAGUCCCAUAUAUGCUCUUGAAUAUGUCACACAUAUGCUCGUGCUAAAAUUAACCAGUUGUAAAAGUCCCACAUGUACUGUACACGAGAACAAGUCAGUCACAAUUAAAGUCUCGUAUAUACUCCUGUAAUCUCCUGCCCCCGAGACUAUGAUAAGUUUGGUUGAGGAAUAAAUUUAACCCUAUAGAAAAGCAGUGGCUGUCCAUGUAAAAGUUAACCCCCUAAUCUUUUCCUUAAAGAAUUCAGAUUUGACCUUUGACAAGCACUCAUGGGAUUCACUGAGCAACUUUAAUGGAAGGAAACUCAGAUAAUAUGUGAGCAAUAUUCAAAGGUUUAGUAAGAUAACAGUAGUGAUACAUAUAACAUCCAUAUCUAGUGCCCUUUAACCCGUAUAUAAACUGGCUUAAGUCUCUUGUUAACGUGUAACCAAGCACUUUGCUGUAGCGUGUCCCGAGUACCUAUAGCACGCCUUCCCACCAAAUAACCUCAAUGGAAUUUACACUAUUUAUCUGCGCUGCUGCAUGGCGAUGCGAGGGGAUGUGGGUGUUUACCAGUUCAUGCACACAAUUCCAAGAAGUACUCACGUCUGGGGCGCGGUGGUCUAAUGUGUUAGAGCGUCAAGCCAUCCAUAGAAGUGAAGAGCCAGGGUGAGGCGGCUCAAACCCUCGUGCUGUCCACAUGAUGUCAGGAAUGGUAUUCAGUUUUGAACCGCAAGUCACAACCCCAAGACAGCGACCCUAUAUGAAUAUAGAUUAAUUAAAGCUGUUGAGUAAAAAGACUGAUCAUGUCAGGGAAAAAAACUAAAAAUUGAGCUGGGAUGUCAAAAUGAAUAUUCAAAAUAAAGAAUGCUUAACAGUUCCUGUUUUGACCAUUUUAUUGUCAUACUCAGUUCAGUUUCUAGUGUUUGUUUUCCUGACAUGAGUAAGCGGAGUGGUGAAGACCCUCAUGUCACUUCCCCAAGCACCACCUAUUCGAGACACAACAUGCCGAGCUAGACUGUCUGGCCCACAAGGCCCGGCAGAUGUACCCAAACCACCGCUGUGAUGGAGAAAAAAAGCCUUAGUGACUCAUUUCCAUUUUGUAAUAAGUUCUGAAAGCUACUGUGUAUACUCAUUUGAAAAUCAAUCCCCCAAGGCUCUUAGGUUCGGUUUGAGGAAUAUAACUUCACCAGGCCCAAGAAAAGCAGUAUCAUAUCUCUAAAAGUUUUCCUUCUAAACUUCACCUUAAAAUAUCUUUUAAAAAUGGACUUUUACCUGAGUAUAUACAGUAAGUUACCCUAAGAAACUCCUGUCACAAUUCAGUUUUUUUAAGAUAAUUCUGUUUUUAUUACUUCUUUCCUCUUAUUUUACUGUAAAGAUUUUAUUGUUACCUAUGAUUAUUAUUAAGACAUGGAUGAACUAGAACAAUGUCUUCACAUAUUUAUUUUUCAAUUUCAACCCCUCUGAACUCUACAGAAAGUGCAGGUAUGAAAUUGCUGUCUUGGUUUGUUGUCAGGUACAGUUCAAUUCAGCUCAGGAGAUGGAACAGACCAGCGUUGUUCGUAUAUGAUCCAAUACAGGAUGGGUAGAAAAUUUGCAGUUAUUCUUAGAUUAAUAGAAAAUUAAGUUGAAAAUAUUUACCUCCAAGUGUCUCAGGGUAAAAACUGGAGGAAUCCUUUAUUAAAUCAAAUAAGUGUGUUGCCCACCAUUAUUUACUAAACAAAUUUCCAAACAGUUGGAAAACAGAAUGAAAGGCAGUAAAACAUUUUAGCAAAUCAAAUUUACCGUAAAUUUUUACUCCUCUUCUAGACACAAUGGUUUGCAGAGGAAAUGGGAAUAUUCUUCCUCUUGGUGCCGUCACUUCUUUCUCGUGUGGUUCAUUGGCCGGCGUCAGGCGUCUCAGCAUUCCAACAAAUAAUCUGAACUGACCUGGAUGUUGAGACCCCCUGUACAUGGUGGUGGCACAAGAUCCAGCUGUCAGUCAAACUUGUGAUGUCUGUUGGAGGAGAGGGGAAAGUUGACAAAAAGAAUGUUUUGCUGCUUCUCAGAACUUUGCUAGGUCUUGUUUUGUUACCUCUCAUAACAUGUUACUUAUAGCAUACUUAUUAACAUUGUUGGAAUUUCACACCACAGGAAGCUGUGAACUCUGCUUACCAUAUGUCCGUUAGGGUUGGCUACCCCUUGUAUAACAGGCAAAGUUUAUGAAUACGUUUCAGGAAGGAAAGUUGGGAGGAAGAAAGGAUGGACAUGUAGGGACACUGUGCCAAGAGGAGUGAUGCAUCCUCUACCUUGGCAGCUCUGAGGGGUAGACGUUAGAUCAGGCUGGCUGACACAAUCCUCUGCAAGCUUUACAUAUCUCCUUGGUGUGUUCAAACCAUUCUUAGAGCUUCUCUUCCCAUGAACAUUCAGUUUUAAAAUUUAUUUUCUUUGUUUCAUUUGUAAAUAAUUAUACUAAAACCUUACUGAAAAUUGAGUGUAGGAAGCACUAAGAGCAUGAAUUUUGCCUUGUUCCAGUUCAUCCACAGCCUUGGUGUAAAUACAGCAGACAAGGUUAAGUCUUCAGCUAGGUUAGUCCAAAUGAUCUCUGUUUGGUUCAAAGUUUCAGUAGCCUCAUUUUGUACUUAGCUUUAUAUUAAAAAAAUAUACUUA